Rhagoletis pomonella (apple maggot) is the source of this 820-nucleotide messenger RNA. RefSeq lists its product as uncharacterized. Lineage: Eukaryota; Metazoa; Arthropoda; Insecta; Diptera; Tephritidae. The transcript has 2 exons. The record is from RefSeq and is a predicted model, not a curated record. Bases 127 to 486 code for a protein of 119 amino acids.
GCAGGAAAAGGGCUAAAAUGGCAACACUGAUUGGAAGAGGUUAUUUCAAAAAAUAUUAUUCUUAGAGUGCAGGACUUUCCUUGCAUAGUGGACGAAAUAUGCUCCAUAUUUCCCAGUGAAGUUAAUAUGCAGGACUAUUACUUCAUUUCGAGGCAAGGAAAAAACAAUCCGUCUGGAAGGUUGUAUUCAAAGUAUAAAAACCAAAAAUCGAAGCACCGAAAGGUUCAAGGUUUAUCUGAGCCGUCUGAGAGCAAAGAUAAAAACUAUGCUAACAGAUCGAUUGUCCAAACUCCAGAAGUUGAUGAGUCGGUUUCCGAAGCAUAUAAAACAGCCUUAAACAGAGACUGUGCGGAUUGGGCCGAAGUUUGCGACAAAUGGAAGAAAACCUUUCAUUUAAGGCAGCGAGACCUAUGUAAUUUGAGUCCUUUGGAUUUUUUUCAAGCUUGGUCAAAAUUGUCACAUGCACAGGCUUCUGAUUUUGUAUGAAAAAACGUUUAUUUGUUUUUCGUAGUGAUUUUAUUUAUCCAUUUUUAUGGUAACAUUUUAUUACAAUUUAUGGUAACUCAGAAUGGAAUACCUGGAAUAAACCUUGUACUUUCCGUUUGAAAUUUACGGAUUGAAAUUGAUUUUCAGUUCAUGUAUCCUGAGAAAACACAUUUAUUCCUUGCUAAGUGGGAAACUUUUAAGGCAAAAAUUAUUAAUUACUAUGAGAAAAACAUAAGCAACGAAUACUGUAGGCAAAUACUUUCUACAGCUAAAUCGUCAAAUAAUAAAGAUAUAUAAAAUAAAAUUUUAAUUCAUUUCAUUUCAAUUCAAAUAU